UUCCACUCCACUCAAUAAUUUUUUAAGCUCAUGCUGCAGCACACAAAAAACACACAAGCAACACUCACUCACUAGUCACUGCUGCUUGCUCUUCGUGAUCAGCUACAGCCAGUGGGGUCGUUUUCAUGAAAUGUUCAGCCAAGCCAAGCCAGCCAUUCUUCUUUUGUUCUCUUCCCUAACUCCAACUCUCCCAAAGAAUCUCCUCUCUCUCUCCCCUGCACCACAUUUUGUUUUCUUUUUCCUUCUCUUCCACUUGCUUGCUGGUGUGGGUGGAGUGGUGUCAACUAUAUUAUAUAUAUACAUACUUUUGUAUUCAUACAUCAAUGGUGGAAAGAAGAAUCAUGUCUUCUCUCAUUACCAUAAUCAAGUUGUUGCUGUUUCUUGUCUGUCUGCUGCAAAGCUUCAGCUCUAGCAAUGGUGGUGUUUUUGUGGGGAAGAGAGUUUCUCUCCUCGACCUGUUGGAAGAACACAACCAGUGGAAACAGCUGCUAGAGAAGAGCACCUUCCAUGACUCUGCUGCUGCUGCUUCUUCAAGCUCAUGCCUUCCCCAGAAAUCAAGACAGGAAGAGGGGGCAACCAUCCUGGAAAUGAAGCACAGAGGAUCCUGCUCGCCCGCAGGAAAACCAGCCACAAUCCAAGACUUGAGCAAGAAGCUGAAACGGACCCUAAUGCUAGACAAUAUCAGAGUCCAAUCAAUCCAGUCUCGAAUCAAAAAGGAUACCUCUCUUGUCAAACAAGACAACUCGGUGUCAACAACAACAACAACAACUCAGAUUCCAUUGGCUUCAGGAAUAAAGCUGCAAACCCUCAACUAUAUAGUUACAGUACAGCUGGGAGGGAAACAGCUUACAGUGAUAAUGGACACUGGAAGUGACUUGACAUGGGUUCAAUGCCAGCCAUGCAGGUUCUGUUACAACCAGAAGGAUCCUCUCUUCGACCCUUCCAUCUCUCCUUCUUUCCGCAGAAUCCCCUGCAAUUCAUCAGCUUGUGACUCCCUUCAGUUCGCAACUGGCAACUCGGGUGCCUGUGCCAGCAACCAGCAAACCUGCAACUAUUACGUUAGCUACGGGGAUGGGUCCUACACAAGAGGCGAUCUAGCCACUGAACAGCUUAACUUGGGAGGUGAAACCGAACCAGUCCAUAAUUUCGUGUUCGGUUGUGGAAGGUACAAUAAGGGCUUAUUUGGAGGAGCUUCAGGUUUAAUGGGGUUGGGAAGGAGUGAGCUUUCUUUGGUGUCUCAAUCUAAAUCCAUGUACGGAGGUGUUUUCUCCUACUGCUUGCCCACAACAGCACCUGAUGCUACUGGCUCAUUAGCAUUUGGUCCCAAUACUUCAGUUUACAGCAACUUCACCCCAAUUUCUUACACCAGAAUGGUCAAUAAUCCCCAGCUCCCAACUUUCUACUUCCUCAACCUUACCGGGUUUUCGAUAGGUGGGAAGGAUCUCCCUCAGGCCUCUGGAUUUGGAACUGGAAUUCUGAUUGAUUCUGGAACAGUCAUAACGAGGCUUCCUCCAUCGACUUACAGCACUGUGAAGGCAGAGUUUCUGAGGCAAUUCUCCGGGGUUCCAACUGCUCCAGGUUUUUCGAUACUGGACACUUGCUUCAACCUGACGGGGUAUCAGGAGAUUGAUGUCCCUACCAUUAGCAUCAACUUUGAAGGGAAUGUGAAGCUGCAAGUUGACCUGACAGGGGUUUUCUAUUUUGUGAAAGCGGAUGCUUCUCAGGUGUGUCUGGCAAUCGCGAGCCUGGCUUAUGAAGAUGAGAUUGGGAUAGUAGGGAACUAUCAGCAGAGAAACCAGAGGGUUGUCUAUGAUACAAAAGAGUCAAUGGUGGGAUUUGCAGCAGAAGCUUGCAGUUUCAACUAAUGCGAGGGAGAAAAUGUUUUAGAAUGCUUAUUGGUUACUUAUGUGGGAUGUCAAGUGGUCAGGUGUGGGUCUGUGAAUAUGCAUUUAUUUCUUCUUAUAGAAUGCAAUGCCAAUUAGUUUGCUUCAAUUGGCAAAGAAAUUCAUCAAGCAAGUUGCUUUUCCACCCUCUUUCGGCCAGUCUGUUUCAUGAUUUCCAUGUAAUCUGUCAAUAUGUGAUAGCUCAGUACAGGAGCAGUAGUAAUCUGAAAACAGAAUAGUAACUUCCAUGUUUCUUGUUAGUCAAGUGUAUUGAUGAAGUACAGUACAAGAGCAGUAGUAAUCUGGAACCCAAAAGGUGUACAAGUUACAACAGGAACCAAAAUAUCAAGUGCCAAGAUUUUUUGCAGGGUUCCCAGCUCUAUAUUCACUAAUGCAGCUAAAGUCUGUACGGAACAUUCUCCCUGCUAGGCAACAAUAAAGUUGAAUACAAAUGUAUGAUAAAACUAUGUCAUUGCCCAAGUUGAUUAAUCUGUGUACCAAACUGGAAGAUGCUGAGUAAAUGGUGAUUUGGGUCAUACCAUAGGGUUCCAGCUUCAGUGUCUGGCAUCC
Messenger RNA from Linum tenue, 2453 nucleotides. The record is from the annotation of a GenBank genome assembly. NCBI's taxonomy places the organism in Eukaryota, Viridiplantae, Streptophyta, Magnoliopsida, Malpighiales, Linaceae.